UGAUAUAUCCUGAAUUAAGGGGAACCGCAACCUCAAUCCGCAGGCUAUCUUCGGUUUCGCUGCUUCUUCUUCCUCUUCUAAUUCGAUGGCGAGUAAUCGUCAGAGCCUGAGUUAUUCAGACAUGUUAAUGGGUCAGAGCAGGAACGACCCGUUAACCGCAAGUCAGAUGGCCAUCUUCGACAAUAUUGGUCGGCGGGUUUGUAUUUGUGAUUUUACAGAGCUUCUGGUCAGAGCAAUCAUAUGGGAUGUGAGACGAGAAAUGGAAGAGAAGAUGAAGAGGGAGAAGAAUUCAAUGGUCGGUGGUAGUGGUUCCGACGGCAAAGGUAAGGUGGCGCCACCACCUUUUCCAGCUCUAGCUCAUGGUGUUUCCAUAAAGAGAUCUCUGCAAGGGUUCCUCCAAAGAAGAAGAGACAGGAUUCAAGCCGCUUCUCCAUAUAACCACUAGCCUUAUAUAUAUAUAUAUUCCCAAUAUAUAGAAACAACUACUCAAAAAAGAAAAUAAAAAAAAUAUAUCAGGAAUUGGGAGUUGUAUUAUUAGUUAGUUGUGGCAGUUGUGAAAUUUUAAAGCCAUCUGAUUCCAUCC
Molecule: messenger RNA, 583 nt
Organism: Diospyros lotus (date-plum)
Lineage: Eukaryota; Viridiplantae; Streptophyta; Magnoliopsida; Ericales; Ebenaceae
Product: protein TIFY 5A-like
Exons: 3
Coding region: 86-445 (119 amino acids)
Source: RefSeq, a predicted model, not a curated record